Pelagomonas calceolata is the source of this 1105-nucleotide messenger RNA. The record is from the annotation of a GenBank genome assembly. NCBI's taxonomy places the organism in Eukaryota, Pelagophyceae, Pelagomonadales, Pelagomonadaceae.
CUGCACUCCAAGCCCAGCGUUUUUCGCCGCCAGAGAUUAACAUUGAUACUCGCGCAAGGCUAAAAAAAAAUCCACCUUUGAGGUCGGAAAACAGCCUCGUAAAAAUCUAGCCGCUGCGAGCACCGGAAAGCCGCGCACCUACAAGGGCCAUCUCCAGAAGGCUAUUUCAUCGCGCGCUACGGGCUGUGCGUGCAUCUACGGGCCAUCGGAGCCGUCGUGCGUGCGUCUUGAGAUGGACCUGUUACGGAUACCACCGCCUCUCGGACCACCGCUAGCAGUGGCGUGCUAUCACAACCGCGUUGACGAAGUAAAGCGACUACUCGCGUCCGGUGCCGACCCACUGGAAGAAUCAAAAAAUAGUGUUACUGCUGCACAGUAUAGACCCCUGUUUCUAUGCAUCCAUUACGGUUACGCCGCGUGUGUGAAGGUGCUGCUGACCGUCCGGCCCGAACUGGUGGACUCGGGCGCAACAUUAGCCAUGGAAGCGAACAAGAUCCCGCCCCUCCUGUAUUUGCUGCAACAAAUGGGCAAUGAACGGGACUAUAUUCGUCACCCGCUCGAAUGGCCCGGUUCCGACCCCUUGGGGUGUGUCCGGUUGCUUUUGGAUGCUGGAGCGUCGUUACAGCCCGUGGUGCAGGGUGGCUGGGGGUGUACUUAUACCCACCUCAUAGGCCAGUAUGCCCUAUGGUCGAGGGAGAAGUGGAGAAAGGCGCUCGUGCGCAUGAUCGGUGGCGCCGCACGCCUGCGUUACUCGACAAAGACGCACCGCGAUUUCCCUCGGCCUGCUCGCUAUGCCGCCGCCGAGCUUCUCCGAUUGGGCUACCAGAUCGAGUCCGGCGUCUUGACUCCCGUCUGGGCGGAGCACGUGCUUCCCUUCCUCGUCACGAGGACGAGUCGCGGCGCGGUGCCCUCCCCGCCGCCUGCUUUGCUGUUUAUCGACGCGCUCUCCGAGUCCGAGCUCAAGAAGAUGGUUGCUUGUGGCGACGCCGCGAAGCUCGAGCUCCGGCGGAGGGGGAUCGGGAAGUACCCACCGCUGGUCUGAUCUGCUACACUCGAUACGGGGUCUAAGCCAUGUUGUAAACACCCAGUGAAUUUAGACAAAAAC